Cicer arietinum (chickpea) is the source of this 1624-nucleotide messenger RNA. RefSeq names its product L-2-hydroxyglutarate dehydrogenase, mitochondrial. The record is from RefSeq and is a predicted model, not a curated record. Lineage: Eukaryota; Viridiplantae; Streptophyta; Magnoliopsida; Fabales; Fabaceae. Gene Ontology annotation, molecular function: (S)-2-hydroxyglutarate dehydrogenase activity.
UAAGUUAUUAACCACCGAAAAAUAAGAGGAAUUUAGGGGUUCCUUUGUUGCAAAAUAGGGAAUCAUAAUAAACAAAAAUUGCUCAAAAAAUUGAAGACAAUGAUGAUCAAACCUUACUAGAUGAGAAAAAGAGUGAACAAUGUUGAAGAAAUCAAUUCAAAUAUUGAAAGAAUUUACAUCAUCAUCAACAACAACAAGAUGUGAUGUUCAUAUGAAAUUGAAUCACUCAUUUAACAAUUGGGUCAGAAACAUUAGAACAACCUCGUACUCUGUCCCAAGGGAGAAAGUUGAGUGUGUAGUGAUAGGAGCUGGUGUGGUUGGCAUAGCAGUGGCAAGAGAAUUAGCACUCAAGGGUAAAGAUGUAAUUGUCAUUGAAUCAGCAUCCACUUUUGGUACUGGUACUAGUUCUAGAAACAGUGAGGUUAUUCAUGCUGGAAUUUAUUACCCUUAUGGUUCUUUUAAGGCACUUUUUUGUGUAAAAGGAAGAGAUAUGUUAUACAAGUAUUGCUCCAAGCAUGAUAUUCCGCACAAACAAACCGGUAAGCUUAUAGUGGCUACUCGACCCUCUGAGAUUCCAAAGCUAAAUGACAUUUUGAAUCACGGUAUUCAGAACGGGGUUGAUGGUUUGAAAAUGAUGGAUGGUGUCGAUGCCAUGAAAAUGGAACCUGAAUUGCAAUGCGUGAAAGCAAUACUAUCACCUCUCUCAGGGAUUGUUGAUUCUCAUUCUUUAAUGCUUUCUUUAGUGGGGGAAGCUGAAAAUCACAGAACAACUUUCACAUAUAAUUCGACCGUCAUCGGUGGCCAUCUCGAAGGAAAUGAGAUUUGUCUCCAUAUAUCAGAAACCAAGAGUCUUAAAGAAUGGAAUGAGACAUCAAAUUUGCAACCAGAACUAGUACUUAUUCCUAAACUUGUAGUAAACUCUGCCGGCCUAAGUGCACUUGCCCUUGCAAAAAGAUUUACUGGCCUACAAAACCGAGUUAUUCCUCCAGCCUAUUAUGCACGCGGUUGCUACUUCACAUUGUCUAAUACUAAAACAACUCCUUUCAGACGUUUGAUAUAUCCUAUACCGGAGGUUGGCGGCCUUGGAGUGCACGUUACUUUAGAUUUGAAUGGUCAGGUCAAGUUUGGACCGGAUGUUCAAUGGAUUGACGGUGUUGAUGAUAUUGAAAGCUUUCAAAAUAAGUUUGAUUAUUCAGUACAUGCAAAUCGCGCCGAGAAGUUUUAUCCAGAGAUAAGAAAGUAUUACCCAAAUCUAAAGGAUGGAUCUUUGGAACCAGGAUAUUCAGGGAUCAGACCUAAACUUUCAGGACCAUAUCAAUCACCUGUUGAUUUUGUAAUACAGGGUGAGGACAUUCAUGGAGUACAUGGUCUUAUUAAUCUUUUUGGAAUUGAGUCACCUGGUUUAACAUCCAGCUUAGCAAUUGCAGAUUUUAUUUCUACUAAGUAUUUGGGAUGAUAAUAGGCAUGCAACGUAGAACUUGUAGAUGCAUGACAUCACCAAAAGCCAAAUUGUUAUUACACAUGAAAAAAUCAUGCAAUUAUAAGCUAAAAUGUAAUGAGGUGAUUGAAAUCAUAACAAUAAUGCUAUUUCACAACAAUGAAGCAAAUAUUGUACAAUACUGCA